Molecule: messenger RNA, 2013 nt
Organism: Schistocerca piceifrons (Central American locust)
Lineage: Eukaryota; Metazoa; Arthropoda; Insecta; Orthoptera; Acrididae
Exons: 2
Coding region: 234-794 (186 amino acids)
Molecular function (GO): sequence-specific DNA binding
Source: RefSeq, a predicted model, not a curated record
UUAGUGGUGGCCAUGAUAGUACAUCCUGUGAAACAUUAACCCUGUGGUGCAUGGUGUCAACUAUUGUGGAUGGCUGUUAUUGGCUACUUUUACCUACACUGUGACCAUGUUUUUAAGUCUUCAAUCCGUGCAGUCCACUCGAAUGGACACUCUCCAUCUGCUGCUGCCAUCAGUAGUGCGGUAGUGUAUUUAUUAGAGUGUCUUCUUACAUCCAAACAUCACAGGUGAUCAAGAUGGCUUCUAGGAAGCGUGGCUGUGGACCAGUGUGUAGUAUUUCAGCAAAAGAUUUCUAUGGGUGUUCAAGAUGCAGGGAAGUAACCGAAGAUUUGCCAUCUGAUUCAGAUUGCACACUGGCCGACGAAACUGACGAUGAAUUCGGGAAAGCACAGUCAUCGAGAAACUUAAUGGUGGAAACAAGUUCCAGCUCUGAUGACAAUGGUUCUGAUUCUGAUGAUAGUGAGAGUGAAACUCCAUGUGAUGCUACAAGUUCUGAGCCAGUAAAAAGAACACAGCUGUCAAACUACAAGUGGCAGCAGAUCGACAGUAAUUCUGUACCAGUACCAAAAUAUACAGGUGUGGAAAAAAUAAAUAUAACUGGAGACAGUCCUAUUGAUUUCUUCACAGAAAUAAUUUCUCAUGAAAUGUUGGAACCAAUUGUGUUUCAAACUAAUCUGUAUGCUCUUCAGAAUAGCAAAUUGAAUCUAGGACUGACAGUUCCUGAACUGAAAACAUUUCUAGGUGUGAACAUAGUGGUGACAUAUACCAAGUACCCUCGUACCCAAUCAUACUGGUGAUCAGAUGGAGGUCUAAGGAUGGAUUUAGUAGCCAACUCUUUACCAGUCAAGCGGUAUGAUAAUAUACUGCAUUUUCUUCAUUUUGUGGAUAAUAGUGCAGUCAAUCAAAGCAACGCAGAUCGUCUGAACAAAAUCUGUCCAUUUCUGGAGUGUCUGCAAAAAAAGUUUCUUCAUGCCACACAAGCUGAGGAGCAUCAGUGUAUUGAUGAUCAGGUCAUACCUUUCAAGGAUUGGAGCAAUAUCAAACAGUAUGUUGCUAACAAGCCAAAGAAAUGGCGACUGAAAGUCUGGGUGAGAGCUGGUUCGUCUGGUUAUGUGUACCAUUUUGAAAUAUACCAAGAUGGAUCUGGUGCGAGGCAGCCAGUUAGUGAGUUUGGAGCUUGUGCUGAUGUGGUUCUACGACUUUGUGAUGAUAUCAAGAACAAGAACCACAAAGUAUUUUUUCACAACUUAUUUACAUGUCCCCCACUACUCCAGGAGCUUUUUUUUUUUUUUUAAAAAAAAAAGGCAUUUGGGGCACUGGGACAAGCCGAGCAAGACAUGAUAAAGGGUGCACGAGGGAACUGUGUAUCUGUUAUGUGUAAAGAGGGCAUAACCAUUACAAAAUGGUUUGACAAUAAGUGUGUGCAUAUUGCUUCUACCUGUGCUGGUGCACAGCCCAUAUCACAAGUUCAGCGCUGGAGCAAAAAGGAGAACAACACCAUCAGUGUACCUCAACCAUUCAGCGUCACUUGUUACAAUCUUCAUAUGGUAGGUGAAAACAUCAUGGACAAGUGUCUAGCAUUAUAUCCACAUUGUUGACAAAACAGGCAGUGGUACCUGAGUGUCUUUUUCCAUUUUAUUGAUGUGGCCAUUGUGAACUCUUGGUUGCUAUAUAGGCAGGCAAGUAAUGACAUCCGUCUCCUUGAUUUCAAGGCAUCAGUAGCACGAUCACUCAGAAACCCGGGAAAAUAUGAAGAGUAGUCACCAGUAAGGAGAGGGUGACCUGUUUCUACUCCAAGAUUCCAGAAAAAGAUACCAGUUUGUAAAGCAGCAGAUGAGGUGAGAUUUCAUCAAGGGAGUCAUUGGCUGAAACGUUUGGCCAUCAAAAAUGCAAACAGAUGUCAUAGUCAAUUGUGCAAAAGGAAAACUAAGUACGUUUGCACUAAAUGUAAGGAACCUCUAUGUCCAAAUUGUUUUGAGAGUUUCCAUACAAAAAGAAAUAAUAAACAGAUACAGA